Phalaenopsis equestris is the source of this 1591-nucleotide messenger RNA. RefSeq lists its product as uncharacterized. NCBI's taxonomy places the organism in Eukaryota, Viridiplantae, Streptophyta, Magnoliopsida, Asparagales, Orchidaceae. Bases 274 to 1356 code for a protein of 360 amino acids. The transcript has 6 exons. The record is from RefSeq and is a predicted model, not a curated record.
UUUUAUCCUCUUCUCCUCUCCGCCCGAAAACCCUCGCCUGCAUCCUCCCCCACUCCCGUUUCACUUCCCACUCCGCCCAAAGCCUCGCUUAUCUCCCUCUACCUCCUGGUUUUGCUCAAAACCAUCGCCUUUGUAAACGAACCUUCGCGAUAAAGCCGCCAUUAGAGCUAGUUGGAAGGCAACGACGGGAUCGGGGCUAACAGAGACCACUGAAACCCCUAUCUUUCUCAGACUCCUACCAUAAACCAUAGGAAGGUUGUAUUUGGAUUUCUUAUGGCAACUUCAUCCCCAUCUCCCUCUGCCAAGGUUGGCGAAUCGUUGAUAGCCACUGCAACUGUAAAUGGUAAUCUCAAGUCCGUAACAUUUGACACCCCCAAGCAGAACCUUAGAGGGCUUAACAAGCCUAAAUGCACCAAAUGUGGCAACGUUGCUCGUUCAAGAUGCCCAUUCCAGUCUUGUAAGAGUUGUUGUGCUAAAGCUCAGAAUCCAUGCCCUAUUCAUGUACUCAAACAGAAUAGCACAUUACCGGACAAGCCUCCAUCUUCUAUGAUUGCUUCAUUUGAGCCGCCGCCCACUGAUGCUCCUUCAAGUGGGGCUUCUUGGAGAUUGACUUCUCUUCGACAGCUUUCCACUGCUGUUGCUAAUUCUCUAAGAGGAAGGAAGGCUCUUACAAGAAAGACUCUUUUUGCUGGUAAGGACGCCAUUAACAUAAACAAAUGGAGGUUUUCAAAGCUGAGGGAGCAUAUCCAUGGGAACAUCGAAGUAGAGAACGAAGCUUUUGAGAGAUAUCUGUACAAUGCUAGCUUGCUGGAGGAGACAUUCUCAACAAGUGAUGACCCGUCCACAGUGGAAGACAUAUCAGAGGACAGGAUUCAGAAGCUGGUCGCAUUAAUGAAAGUAAAGCUAAAGUUUAAUCCCCGAAGAGUAGAUACGAUGAGGAAGAGGAUAAGGAACCUGGUGAAUGAAAAGUUGAGGACGUUGCAGGAAAGGGAGCAUAUCAGCGAUGAAGUUGGGGUUUCAGCAAAUGAUGAUGAAUUAGAUGCUUAUAGGGAGCUGAAAAGGCCAAAAAAGUUGGAUAAGAGUGUAGCAGAGAAAACCAUGGAGGCUGAUGAUCUGAUUGAUAGGAUGAGCAAGGCUCGCACAACGGAUGAUCUCAUAUCCUGCAUUGAAACGAAGAAUCAAUUGUUUGGCCAUUCACAGAAUGAUCAGCCUGUGAUGAAGAAGAAGGAAUCUGAGAGUGCUGUAGAUUUAUCUGUUGCUCUGCCGAAGCUAUGCACAGUAGUUGGUGUCAAUCAAGACGUAAUCUCUGGAAUCGACGUUCGAAUUUCGUCUGCAUCUCAGUUAGUGGAACUAUGAUACAAGUUACAAUUUGGAGUGUGAAACCUGUAUAAUGCGAGUUGUAUUACUAUAAUUUUCUUUGCUGGCAAUUCUCCACAGGAGACUCCCAUAAUCCAAGCUCAUAAAUUUUCUUUUAAUAAUUUCCAACUAACACUAAUUGUUCUGUUUAGAGUAAGCAAGGUCUCUUUAACUUGUCUCUUAGGCCAUUUCGUGCAAUUUUGUCUUUCUUUUUGAAAUAUGAGUGCAGCUUCUU